Serinus canaria (Common canary) is the source of this 2408-nucleotide messenger RNA. RefSeq lists its product as uncharacterized. The transcript has 2 exons. Bases 10 to 396 code for a protein of 128 amino acids. The record is from RefSeq and is a predicted model, not a curated record. NCBI's taxonomy places the organism in Eukaryota, Metazoa, Chordata, Aves, Passeriformes, Fringillidae.
CGCCGGGUGAUGCAACCGGGGCCUGCGGCGGGGCCGCGCAGCGUGCACGGGCGGGAGCGCGGCCGGCGGGUAACGGGCGCGGGAGCGCGGGCAGCGCCUGGCGCGGGCACGGCGCGCCUGCGGGAGCGCGCAGCUCGGCCGUGCCGGAGCCCGCCGGGGCGGACGCCCCGAACACCCCGCCAAGAGCGCCGGGAGCCGGCAAAGGCCGCGCCGGUGCCGUGCGGCGAGGGUGUGGAACAGUGCCGUGACUGCGGGAAGGGGAGCGGGCCCGGUGAAAGGCACACCGAAGGCAGGAGGCUCGUGCGGGGCUCAGGGUUUGUGGCUACUGGGCGACAAAUAUUAUUGUUAGGGAAAGCAUGUGGAUGUGAGAGCUGCCCCAACAUAAGAACAACCUGAAUGUUUUGUAUGAAACAGGUAAAAAUCCCACCAAACACUUGCUGUUUCCAGAGUUGGAUAUGACAUACAUGCUUUAUAAAUUGAAUAAAUCUCUAAUUCAGUGAUGAGAGCGAGUUUAGAGGUUCACCAGAGAGUAAAGGCCAAAUUCCCAAUCCUUCCCUGUGGGAAAUCAAGCGGACCUCUUCAUGGGAACCUCUUACAGGCAUAGAAGAUGUUGCUGGUAGUAUUUCCUCUGGUCAGGGAAGCAGGUUUCAAUGCAGGUAACUAGUUAUCUCAAAUUCGUGUGUGUUGUGCCAACAGCAGUGGCUUUGUGUGUUGGAAAACACGUUUGUUCUCAGACUUAGCCUGGCUUUGCAAGUCAAAAAAAGCAGGUUUGGGGCAGACAACCACGUGACUGAAAUGUGAUGAUGGAAAUCCGUGUGAAACUGGUGUGCCUGGUUUAACAAUGGUUGUACCCUCCCACUUUCACCAGUGCUGCUAUUUCUGUGAUUUCCUUAUACAAGAGCUGGGAGUGAGUUCUGCUGGAUAUACCUAGAGCAAACACAUUGCCACUGUUCUUGAUCUGAGGAAAUUACCAGGAGCACAUUGUAAGAAACCUUCCACUAUCUAUGGUGUUGUCAAUGACAAAAUGUAUUUUGUCUUGCAACUCAACCAUGUCGUACAUUGGUCUGGAAAAUAAAUUUUCAUAUCUAAUCUUUUAUCAGGCCACAUGGUGUUUUCAAUUUUGUAUUAAAUAUCUCACUUCUGGGAAAAACAACUGAGAUACACAAGGUGUUGUGGGAACAUGAUGCAAUACUUGGUUGUAGUUGCUUUGAUGUUCACACAUGUAUAAUCCCACUUUUAUGAAAAUGAACUAAAAAUACUGGACUUUGUAGUUACUUAGCUGUUUAAAUUAUGCAAUAAAUGCAGUGCAGUGCGUGUAAAAUUAUGAAAAUAGUUUUUGUCACAUUUGAAACAGCCUUUAAAAAGGACUUAAUCCUUGCCAAACACCCUGUCAGAAAUGUGAAAAAAUACACAAAUUGUUGCUUCUAUUUUAAUAAUGAGAUCAUACAUUUUACAUAUUCUGAAGUACUCUUGCUAUUUUGAUUCACUUAUUUGGAAAUUUUGUAUUAUAAAGAAAACCCAGAAAAGUCUAAAGUCUGCAGCAAAUGUCUAAUUAUUGUAGGAUCAUAGAAUGGUUUAGGUUCUAAGAGACAUCAAAAAUCAUUGAGUUCAAAUCUUCCUGCCAUGGGCAGAAACACCCUUCACCAUCCCAGGUUGCUCAGAGCCCCUUCCAGCCUGGCCUCGAACACUUCCAGGGAUGGGGCAUCCACAGCUUCUCUAGGAAACCUGUGCCAGUGCUUCACCAUCCUUACAGUAAAGAAUUUCUUCCUAGCACCUAAACCUCCUGCCUCUUUCAGUUUAAAGCCAUUCUUCUCAUUUUGUUACUACGUGCCCUUGUGAAAAGUCCAUUUUCUAGCUUUAUUUUGGGCCCCCUUUAAGCACUGAAAGCUUCUAUAAGGUUUCCUCAGAGCCUUCUCUUGUCCAGGCUGAACAACCCCAACUAAAAUAGAUCAGAACAUUUCUAGGAAUUGACAUUAUGUCAUACGUCAAUAUAUGUGUAUUGGACAUGAAUAUGUAUUAAUUAAAUAAUGUUUUAAAAUAUUAGAAUUAAAUUGUAACUAGUGUAUUAAUACUGCUGAAAAAACUAUAUCCAGAAUUUUAUUCAUUGCAAUAGUCUCAUUUAAGCCAGUGGUAACUGUUUAGCCACUGACUUUGUAGAGAUGUCUAAAUCAGAGGGGUCAACCCAAAUCUCAAUUUAAAUUAAUAUUCAGUAAGGUAAUCUUGAUACCAAUGGUCAUUGUCAGAAGCCUACAUGUAAUUAUUUAAUUUUAUUUAGGAGACUAGAACUGAGACAUUAUUAAUAUAUUUUGAUUUUUUGGUAGAAGCAAGUUGUUCUAUGUGAAGGAGAAGGGAAUGGGAGGGUUUUUUUGUGCUUUGAAAUGUUGAGCUUUUUUAAAUGUCAAAGCUGU